Nannizzia gypsea CBS 118893 is the source of this 1752-nucleotide messenger RNA. RefSeq lists its product as hypothetical. NCBI's taxonomy places the organism in Eukaryota, Fungi, Ascomycota, Eurotiomycetes, Onygenales, Arthrodermataceae. Gene Ontology annotation, biological process: endocytosis; intracellular protein transport. Gene Ontology annotation, cellular component: clathrin adaptor complex; cytoplasmic vesicle. Bases 1 to 1752 code for a protein of 583 amino acids. The transcript has 3 exons. The record is from RefSeq and is a predicted model, not a curated record.
AUGAGCGCUGUUAUAGAAGCUCUUUAUAUUUACGAUGAGACGAACGCACCAAUCCUUGAACAUUGCUACCGCUCGCGCCCUCCCCCCGCGACGGCAGUCUCCUCUCUCUUUCUAGCCCAUCCAGCUCCACGGCCAUCCCUGAUAUACCUCCCCGAUGCCUCUCCUCCCGUCUCUGUCUUCUCAGUUUCGCAUACAAACCUCCUGUUCCUGGUCCCGUGUAGCAGCGAGGCAGAACCACUUCUCGUCCUCGAAUUUAUCCACCGAGUUAUAGAUGUGCUAGAAGAGUUUAUUGGCGCGCCUUUACUUGGGACAAAGAUACAGAAUAGCUAUGAUGUAGUUGGGCAGUUGCUGAAUGAAAUGUGCGAUGCUGGCAUCGUGUCUAAUACCGAACCGAACGCUCUACAAGAGGCGGUUGAUGUCCCUGGGUGGAUGGGCAAGCUAUUGAGCGGGGUGGGAUUGCCCGGUGCAUCGCAGGCAUCAGCUCUCGCAAAGCCUCUAAAUCAGCCCCUAGCCACUGCUCCCGCCUUAGCAAAUGCGCCAGCUAUACCCUGGAGACGCCCCGGUGUUCGGCAUACUUCAAACGAGUUGUAUGUUGACAUAGUUGAGUCUCUAUCGGUUAUAUUUGCCCCCUCUGGUAGGCCAAUAUCCGCCUUAGUACACGGUACCAUUGUGUUCACAGCAAAGAUAUCGGGUGUGCCGGAUUUGCUUCUAUCUCUAAGUGCACCUGGGGGUCAAAGAAAUCUUGCGCAUAAGAUUGAAUUGCCCGUUUUCCAUCCCUGUGUCCGUCUGGCACGCUGGAGAGAAAAGCCAGGUGAACUGAGCUUUGUUCCCCCAGAUGGAAGAUUCGUACUAGGAGGAUAUGAAGUCAACUUGCUUCCUGUUAAUCCUGAAGAUGACAAUCCGCCUGCUCAUAUGGAAAAAUUAUUCCUCCCGGCUACAGUAGAUAUAAAAAAGGGCCUUGGUCCUACCGGAUCAAAUUUUGAAGUGAGGCUAACACUAAAUAACAGUUUUCCCGGGGCUACUUCUUCAAGAAGCGGUGGAAGCGGAGGUGGUAUAGGUGGGAAUGGGGGGAUGGGGAGCUCGAUAGGCCGUGGAUCUGGGACUUCAACCCCUUCUUUCCUGAAUGUCGGAACCAUCGGCGGUAGCUCGUCGUCCCCGACCCUAGAUGAUGUAGUGGUGACAGUUCCCAUACCGCCGUCAGUGCGGAACAUCACUGAUAUCCAGCCGAGUCGGGGUGAAGCGACAUUUAUGCCAGGGAAUGAAUCCUUAGAAUGGCGCAUACCUACCAGAGAGAAAGACGGAUCGAUCUCUGGCACAGCCACUCUGAAAGGAACCAUACUGGGGCCCCUCCAUGAGCUUGAUGGUGACGAUGAAAUAGUUGAGGGGGAUGGUGAAGGCCGUUCUCGACGAUUAACUUCGAACCCUCUCAGAGGGUAUUAUGACGAGACUUUAACUGGGGGCACAAGCUAUCAGGAUUCAGGGGCAACAACGGAUGAUACUCCACUGCCAGAGAAGACUGAAGGGCUAUCACCAACUGCCAAACAAAUGCGGAAAAAGCAGGCAAAUGCCCUAUUGAUGCCUUCAUCUGCCUCGGUAUCGUUUUCUGUACGUGGUUGGCUACCGAGUGGUAUACGUGUUGACUCUUUGAUGGUUGACUCGCGAAGAAGUCGCGGGCUAGGGGAAGGAGUUAAGCCCUACAAGGGUGUCAAAUAUAUAUGUGUGAGCAGGCAAGGGGUUGAGACAAGAUGUUGA